GAGUUUAGGCUGCGCCGACCCCUCAGCCCCCCUCCAGUGCCUCCCAAAUUUGCAAUCCCACCCUGUCCGGAUGUGGCAACUGAGGCUUCCCGGGGACGCUUGCCCCAGGUUAUCUGAGAACUAGUCAGGCCCGUCCUGAGAAUGACCAAGAAGGUGACCUGGGGCGGGGGAAUCAUUGAUUCAAUCAUGCCGCUCUCCAGGAGACGUUCGGAGCCCAGGACAUGUCGGCAUUGAGGAGAUACGAGGUGUCGCUGGAGGCGGAGGAGGAGAUCUACUGGGGCUGUUUCUACUUUUUCCCCUGGCUGCGAAUGUGGCGGAGGGAGCGGAGCUCAGCGCACCCGGGGGAGCAGAAGCUGGAGCCUCUGCGGGGCCUGAUGAGCUGUCUGUCGAGCGGCCUGGGCCCUGCUCCCCAGCGCUCCGGUCGUGCGAGCCUCCCCCGCCGCACUCCCUCCGCCGCUGCCCAUCCAGCCGGUGCAUUAAAGAUUUAAAUCGAAGCUCA
This is a messenger RNA of Carlito syrichta (Philippine tarsier), 499 nucleotides long. RefSeq lists its product as uncharacterized. Lineage: Eukaryota; Metazoa; Chordata; Mammalia; Primates; Tarsiidae. The coding region runs from base 222 to 488 and encodes 88 amino acids. The transcript has 4 exons. The record is from RefSeq and is a predicted model, not a curated record.